CGCACACGCGCAGCGCCGCGCCCGGAGCGGAUCCCCGCGUUCGCGCCGCGCCCGGAGCUGAUCCCGCGUUCGCGCCCCUGGCUGCACGCGUCUCUCGCGGACCUUUCUCGGCAGGUUGCUUUCAGCUAUGUAACGUGUUUCGAACCCAUGAGAUGGAAAUUGACCAGUGCCUGCUGGAGUCCCUUCCCCUUGGCCAACGGCAGCGGCUGGUGAAACGCAUGCGCUGUGAGCAGAUCAAAGCCUACUAUGAAAGAGAGAAGGCUUUUCAGAAGCAGGAAGGGUUCCUGAAAAAGCUGAAGCAUGGGAAGAAUCAAAAAGUUCAUUUUAACCUCGCUGACAUGAUACAGGAUGCAAUUAUCCACCACGAUGACAAAGAAGCGCUCCGGCUCCUGAAGGAGGGCGCGGAUCCGCACACCCCCGUUUCCUCAGGAGGGUCCCUGCUCCAUCUGUGCGCUCGGUAUGAUAAUGCCUUCAUUGCAGAGAUCCUGAUUGACAGAGGGGUCAAUGUCAACCACCAGGAUGAAGACUUUUGGACACCAAUGCACAUCGCCUGUGCUUGUGAUAACCCUGACAUCGUCCUGCUGCUUAUAUUAGCUGGAGCCAAUGUCCUUCUCCAGGAUGUUAAUGGAAAUAUCCCCUUGGAUUAUGCCAUGGAAGGGACAGAAUCUAGUUCCAUCCUGUUGACCUAUCUGGAUGAAAAUGGCGUGGACCUGACCUCACUGUGCCAGCUGAAGGUGCAGAGACCCGUGAGCAUGCUAACAGAUGUCAAACACUUCUUGUCCGAUGGCGGAAAUGUCAAUGAGAAAAAUGAUGAUGGGGUGACGCUGUUGCAUAUGGCGUGUGCCAGUGGCUACAAGGAAGUGGUGUCUCUACUCCUCGAACAUGGCGGGGACCUCAAUAUAGUAGACAAUCAGUACUGGACCCCACUCCAUUUGGCAGCAAAGUAUGGCCAGACAAACCUGGUGAAACUUCUUCUGAUGCAUCAGGCGAAUCCAAACCUUCUGAACUGCAAUGAAGAGAAGGCCUCAGAUAUUGCUGCCUCUGAGUUUAUUGAGGAAAUGCUGCUGAAAGCUGAAAUCGCCUGGGAAGAAAGGGUUAAAGAACGUUUAUCUGUUCCUGCCUUGGCCUCUGAGGAGCCAUAUGAGGAGAUUCUCCACGACCUUCCAGCACUUUCCAGCAAGCUCAGUCCCCUGGUGUUGCCGAUUGCCAAGCAAGACAGUAUGUUGGAAAAAGACAUUAUGUUCAAAGAUGCAAGAAAAGGUCUAUGCAAGCGACAGUCUCAGGACAGCGUCCCUGAAGAUGCCAUGGUGAACGUCCCCACCAAACCUGAACAGGUCAAGCUGAUGCCUCCUGCUCCCAGUGAUGACCUAGCGACUCUCAGUGAGCUGAAUGAUGGCAGCCUGCUUUAUGAAAUUCAGAAACGCUUUGGGAACAAUCAGAUAUAUACUUUUAUUGGAGACAUCCUCUUGCUUGUUAACCCAUUCAAAGAGCUUCCAAUUUAUUCCACCAUGGUCUCCCAGCUUUAUCUCAGCAGCUCGGGGCAGCCCUGCUCCUCCCUGCCGCCCCACAUCUUCUCCUGUGCAGAGAGGGCCUUCCACCAGCUUUUCCAGGAGCAGCGGUCCCAGUGCUUCAUUCUCAGUGGAGAGAGAGGAUCGGGGAAGUCUGAAGCCAGCAAACAAAUAACGAGACACCUGAUGUGCAGAUCUGGCUUCAGCAGGCCUAUGUUUGAUUCCAAAUUUAAGCACGUCAUAUGCAUCUUGGAAGCCUUUGGGCACGCCAGGACAACUCUGAAUGAUCUGUCCAGUUGUUUCAUAAAGUAUUUUGAACUACAAUUCUGCGAGAGGAAAAAACACCUAACAGGAGCCAGAAUUUAUACAUACAUGCUCGAGAAAUCCAGACUUGUUUCACAACCUCUUGGCCAGAGCAAUUUUCUCAUUUUCUACUUGUUGAUGGAUGGGUUAUCUGCUGAAGAAAAAUACGGGCUUCACCUUAAUAAUUUAUGUGCACACCGGUAUUUGAACCAGUCCCUACCAGAAGACGUAUCAACAGCAGAGCAUUCUGUGAACAGGGAGAAAUUUGCUCUUUUGAAACAAGCCCUGAAUGUAGUUGGCUUCAGUAACAUGGAGGUAGAGAAUCUGUUUGUGAUCCUAGCAGCAAUAUUGCACAUUGGAGACAUUCGAUUCACUGCUCUGACCGAGGCCAACUCCGCAUUUGUCUCUGACCUCCAGCUUCUGGAACAAGUGGCUGGUUUGUUGCAAGUGUCACCUGAUGAAUUGGUAUCUGCUUUGACAACGGAUAUCCAGUAUUUUAAAGGAGACACCAUCAUUCGACGACACACAGUACAGAUGGCUGAAUUUUACCGAGAUCUCUUGGCCAAAUCCCUGUUCGGUCGUUUGUUUAGCUUUUUGGUGAAUACCAUGAACUGUUGCCUCCAGAGCCAAGAGGAGCACGGCAGCACACAGACGUUGGAUAUUGGAAUAUUGGACAUCUUUGGUUUUGAAGAAUUUCAAAAGAAUGAAUUUGAACAACUUUGUGUCAACAUGACCAAUGAGAAGAUGCACCACUAUAUCAAUGAAGUGCUUUUUCUACACGAGCAAACAGAAUGUGUACAAGAGGGAGUUGCCAUGGAAACAGCUUAUUCUCCUGGUAACCAGACUGGAGUUUUGGAUUUUUUUUUCCAGAAGCCAUCUGGAUUUCUCUCUUUGUUGGAUGAAGAAAGUCAAAUGAUGUGGUCGAUGGAACCAAAUCUUCCCAAGAAGCUACAAAGUCUCCUAGAAUCUUCAAACACAAAUGCAGUCUAUUCCCCCAUGAAGGAUGGGAACGGUAACGUUGCGCUCAAAGAUCGGGGUGCAGCGUUCAGAGUCACGCACUAUGCGGGAAGGGUAACGUACGAAAUUGUCGGAGCAAUUGAAAAAAAUAACGACUCCCUUUCACAGAAUCUUCUAUUUGUAAUGAAAACCAGUGAAAAUGUCGUGAUCAAUCACUUGUUCCAGUCGAAACUGUCACAGACAGGAUCCCUCGUAUCUUCCUAUCCUUCUUUUAAGUUCAGAGGACAUAAAUGUGCCCUGCUCAGUAAGAAGAUGACGGCUUCUUCAGUUAUUGGAGAAAACAGGAAUUAUCUAGAACUUAGUAAGUUAUUAAAAAAGAAGGGAACUUCUUCGUUUCUUCAAAGACUAGAAUGGGGAGGUCCAGUCACGAUUGCAUCACAACUCAGGAAAUCUCUAGCAGAUAUUAUCGGAAAACUUCAGAAGCGCACGCCCCACUUUGUUCAUUGCAUCAAGCCCAAUAACUCAAGGCUGCCAGAUACCUUUGAUAAUUUUUAUGUAUCUGCUCAACUACAAUAUAUCGGAGUCCUGGACAUGGUGAAGAUUAUCCGAUAUGGAUACCCUGUUCGCCUUUCCUUCUCGGAUUUCCUGUCAAGGUACAAGCCAUUGGCCGACACGCUCCCGGUCGAGAAGAAACAGCUGUCUGCCGAGGAGAAAUGUCGCCUUGUUCUCCAACAGUGUAAAUUGCAAGGCUGGCAGAUGGGAGUCCGAAAAGUGUUUCUAAAAUACUGGCACGCCGGCCAGCUCAAUGAUUUGUGCCUACAGCUGCAGAGGAAAAUUAUAACCUGCCAAAAAGUUAUAAGAGGAUUUCUAGCACGCCAGCACUUGCUUCAGAAAAGGAACAUCAGACAGCGAGAGGUCACGUCCAUCAACAGCUUCCUGCAGAUCACAGAGGACAUGGGGUUGAAGACCUACGAUGCCCUGGUCAUUCAGAACGCUUCCGACAUUGCACGUGAAAAUGACCGGCUCCGGAACGAAAUGAAGGCUGCUCACCAUCAAGAGAAGGCGGAAGCCAGAAACAAGCCAGAGGAAGGAGCCAAAAGAGCCGAAGACAAGGGUGGACCCAGGCAUUUCCAGUACACCGCCAUCCCAGUACCCAUGGCGGUGGAUGGCCUGAUCCAGUCUCUGGCCAGCCCGUCCACCCGGUCUCCUUCCCUGCACUCGGUGUCCAGCCUGGAUGAGAGCAGUGGCCUCCCGUCGCCGCGGAAACAGCCUCCACCCAAGCCAAAGAGGGACCCCACCACGCGGCUGAGCGCGUCCUACGAGGCCGUGAGCGCCUGUCUAUGGGCAGCAGCAAGGGAGUCGGCCAGUGAAGCUCUGACCCGGCCCAGGCCGCACAGCGACGACUACAGCACCAUGAAGAAGAUUCCUCCCCGCAAGCCCAAGCGCAGCCCCAACACCAAGCUCAGCGGCUCCUCCGAGGAGAUCCCGGGCGCGCGGCGCAGAGGCGGCCCGAGGUGCGCGCUCGGGGUCCCCGCGCCCCCCGCGCCCCCCGCGCCCCCCGCGCGCGCCCCGCCGGAGCCCGACCCCGAGCCCGAGCCCGUGUACAUCGAGAUGCUGGGCCGCGCCGGCAGCCCUGAACAGGCCGAGGCCGUGUACGAGGAGAUGAAGUACUUCGCGCCCCCCGAGGCGUCCGCGUCGCCCCCAGCUCUGCCCAGUGACAGUCGGAACCCCGUCCCCAGGGAGGAGGGCAACGGGGGCUGCCCGGCCGCCGGGUCCUGCAGAGACGCGUGCGACAUCCCGGCCCCUUUCCCCAACCUGCUCCCUCACCGCCCCCCGCUCCUGGUGUUCCCCCCGACCCCCGUCACCUGCUCCCCGGCGUCCGACGAGUCGCCCUUGACGCCGCUGGAGGUGAAGAAGCUGCCGGUGCUGGAGACCAACCUCAAGUACCCCGUGCAGGCCGAAGGCUCCAGCCCGCUGUCCCCGCAGCACGCCAGGAACCCCAAGAGCGACGGGGAUGGGCCCGCGUCCCCCGGCCCGCCAGCGCCCGGCGGCUCGCCCCCCACGCCGCCGCCUCCUCCCGCGCCCCCGACCCCCCGGCCGCCCACGCACUUCGCCUUUCCCCCGGAGCCCGUGGGCGCCGCGGCCCGAGCGACAGCCGGCCCCGACGUGCCCAGGGCUCACCAGCCGCCCCACUCUGCGCCCGCGGGGGGCGCGUGCAGCUCUCUCCCCAAGGCCCCCUACUCCCCUGGGAGGGCCGCCAGGCCCGAGCACCGCAAGGCCAGCGCCAGCCCGUCCUCCCCGGUGCCCUACAGCCCCCCGAACUGCAGAGCUCUCAGCAGCCCCCUGGACGAGCUGACCAGCCUCUUCAACUCCGGAAGGAGCUUGCUACGCAAGUCGGCGGCCGGGAGGAGAAUCAGGGACCCCGAAGGUUUUGAGACUAACAUGAACCUAACUGGCCGAGAUGAUCCUGGUAGAGCAGAAAUUGUAUCCGAGACUCAAGAUAGAAAUGCAAAUAACCAUGGAAUUCAAUUAUCUAAUUCCCUCUCAAGUGCUAUCACGGCUGAAAAUGGGAAUUCUGUCUCAAAUGGUUUACCUGAAGAAGAGGGGUUCCCCAGAUUUUCUGUGAGCACCUUCACGACCUCAUCAUUUCAGAGACAGAGAGAGACCCACACCACUCAGGUCAUCCAUCAGCUGAGGCUCUCGGAGAACGAAAGCGUGGCCCUGCAGGAGCUUCUGGACUGGAGGCGGAAGCUCUGCGAGGGGAGAGGAGACUGGCAGCACCUCCUGCAGCCCUCGGAGCCCAGGGCGCCGCCCCCUCCUCCCUGCAAGAAGCCCACGCUGGUGAAGAAGCCCGACGGGGCCUCCUGCGGCCGGCUGCCUUCCGAGCUGUGGGACUCCACCAUGUGAGGGCCGCACAGCAGGUGGACGCAGCGACACUGCCCGGCGGUGGCCGCCGCCGAGGCUGCCCCGUCCCCGGUGCUUCCCGCGGCGUGGACGCAGAGCCACCCAGGAUGCGCCAGCAGAGGCCACCAGGGCCCGCCUGUGCUUGUGCGCAUGCGCGCACGUGCGUGCGUGCGCCAUGCGCGUGUGCGUUCUUUCCGCCUUUCCGGCGGAAUCCGUCCGUUCUGGCUCCUGGGGUCCGCGGCCCUGGGGCCGUGUUUCCCCUACGUGGCGAGAGAAGGGCCUGGAAAAGCGUGGGGGGAGGAAGAGCGCGCUCACCGUACAGUAGCGCCGUCCACGUGUUCCUCGCUGGCCCGUCGCUUUUCUAGAACACGGUGUGCGGGAUACACGUUCCGUUUCUUUGUAGGUGUCGUGUUUCCUUGGACGUUACAAACCUGAUCACGAUGUACAUGUUUAUUACCCUGUUUUAUAACUUUAUGCAAUUGGUGGUGCUCCCUUCGAAACACCCAUUUGAAAGAGCUCGUUUCUAGAAUUUUCUUUCCUCCACAUGCUUUUCUUUGUUUCUCCUAGAGGACCUAAAGCCCUCGAGACUGUGCCCCUGCUUCAGCCCCGCCAGCGCCAAGCCUGUACACGCAUGCAUGGAGUCCCGAGUUUUUCAUUUCCCUGAUGAGGAGGCCGCUCCUCCCUGCGCCGUGUCUCUGCUUACGUGCCUCGCGAGCUCCUUCCGUCUGUCGUGACCUCUCCUGGCGCCACCAUCGGUCACAGGAGCUCAGACACGUGUGGCUUCACAUCCGUAGCUGGUGGGGUGACAGGGUCGCUCCAGUGAGAGGUCUACGCGAUCCAGAGGAGCUCGCUGAGACUUGCCGCCUGGGGCAGAGAUGCUGCGCCCCGGGUGGCCGUCCCCUCGGAGCUGCGCUGCAUGGCUCACCUGCUGUAUGUGCUCAACCCCCCUGUAACACGACCACCCCGUUUAUCCAUGUGCUUCUGUGGCUGCGGGGACGUCCUCAGCCGUGCCGUCAGACCGCGCUAUGUCGCUACUAGGAACUGUAUUCAGACCAGCCUCUGCGAAGUCACCGUACCAAUAAAAGGUGCAGCUGUG
This is a messenger RNA of Leopardus geoffroyi (Geoffroy's cat), 6768 nucleotides long. It is a transcript of the gene MYO16, whose product is annotated as myosin XVI. NCBI's taxonomy places the organism in Eukaryota, Metazoa, Chordata, Mammalia, Carnivora, Felidae. The transcript has 35 exons. Gene Ontology annotation, cellular component: nucleoplasm; myosin complex; perinuclear region of cytoplasm. Gene Ontology annotation, molecular function: actin filament binding; protein phosphatase binding; ATP binding. The record is from RefSeq and is a predicted model, not a curated record. The coding region runs from base 153 to 5675 and encodes 1840 amino acids. Gene Ontology annotation, biological process: neuron projection morphogenesis; negative regulation of G1/S transition of mitotic cell cycle; phosphatidylinositol 3-kinase/protein kinase B signal transduction.